CCCUCUAUAACUGUUGAUGGGCUUAUGAAUACUCAAAGGGGAAAUAUGAAGCAUCGAGUUGUCUACGCGAGCCUACCUCGGACUAUCUCCCUUACAGCUGAGAUAGUACUUGUCUUGAUCACUAUGUUACUGAUGUGUCUUGCAUACCUAGAGAAGCUCAGAAAAGCGUCGUCGUGGGAAGUCGGCGGUCAAAACAGUUGGAAUUCCAGAUCUCAACAACAGAGACUAAGCGAAUCUAAUCUGGCGAUUUCUGUGCUUGCUACGGUUACAUGUAUGGCCCGGCUUAUGUUGGCCUAUUUCAACACUGUCACUGCCUACUCGUGUCUGUUUGACACUCUGGAUGAUAUAAUGUUGUCGGGUUUCUGGAUUUACAGUGUUGCCGCACAAUGCUCCAACGAUCUCACACGCCCAGAUCAUCUCAUAGUAACACCCUGGCAUAUAGAGAGCUGUGGUACAUUGAAUUCGAUGAUAGUUGGAGAUUGCCUACUUCCUAGGACCUGCUUCCUCUUCUCGGUUCUGUCGCUGUGAGUUCGUUACCAAAUAUUUUCCGACGAAUGCUAAACCAAACUGAACGUUACAAUACCCUAGGUCAUUCUUCUUUGUACGGUCUGUUUUUUCUAUCCUUCGUCUAGCCUAUUAUUGGGGACACUUUGAAAUAGUUUGCGACGCGGAAACAAAAUACGUACCAGUCUAGGGAAAAAGGAAAGUUGAACUAGGAAUUGGUCAUACGAGAAUAGAAUGGUAGGAUUCAUAAAGUAGGACAACAUAGCAGAAUGUUUCAUAAUAUCAACGAAAUACUAAUAGGAGUAUUACUGGAGGUUUACGGCGUUGCUUAGAACUCUGGCGUUCCCUGCCCAUGAACUGUUAGAGCAAUUCAGGACAUUAUAAAUUUCUUUUCCCGUAAAUCAGUAAAUGAACACGAUCGUUACGUUUAGUUACCCAAUGAACGUCCCUCUAUAACAUCAAAGUAAAUCCUGUGUCUAUCUGCCAAGCAAAACACCAAGCUUUGCCCGGUCGUGUCAAACUGCUCACGAGCAAGUUAUUAAUCUUGCAGCUGAGCAUGUACCUUUACC
Molecule: messenger RNA, 1073 nt
Organism: Daldinia loculata
Lineage: Eukaryota; Fungi; Ascomycota; Sordariomycetes; Xylariales; Hypoxylaceae
Exons: 2
Coding region: 25-528 (167 amino acids)
Source: RefSeq, a predicted model, not a curated record